AUAAACAUUUCAGAAAAUGAAAUUUUUGGCUUGAAUUUUUUUCCUUUUCAAAACGAUAUUCUAAAUUCAUUUCGAUUUAAAUAGCAGAAUUUUUUUAUUAUGAAUUCUGUAAAAUUAAUGUUAUUAAAAUCUGUUUGGAAUGCUGCUUUUCGAAAUAGUAUCAAAACCUAUUGCUCGUUCAGUCACAGAAAACAAAUAAAUGAUGAGUUACGAAUUCGUCUAGCUGCAGCAUACCGUGGGUUAGAUGCUUAUGGAAUGAAUGAAGGAAUAUGUAAUCAUUUAUCGGCUAUUGCGCCGUCUACAGAAACUGACGAAGAUAUUAUGUUAAUUAUACCUUUUGGAUUACAUUGGAAGGAGGUUACUCCAUCUUCUCUGAUUGGUAUCAAUGGAAAAAAUAAAGUUAUUGAAGGAGAAGGGGAACCAGAAUUGACUGCUUUAUGUAUCCAUCGGGGAAUUUAUGACAAGCGUCCUGAUGUAAAAGCAAUAAUGCAUACACAUAUGCCUUAUGCUACUGCCUUAACUUGCCUUAAAGAUCCGAAAUUACAUAUGAUACACCAAAAUUCAGCCCGGUUCUUUAACAGAGUCGCUUAUGAUGUUUCAUAUGGAGGACUAGGAGAACAAUUAGAAGAAGGACAUCGCUUGGGUAUUGUUCUUGGAAACAAAAAUGUUCUAUUUAUGGGGAAUCAUGGUGUUCUGGUAGUGGCUGAUUCUAUCGACAUAGCUUUUGAUGAUAUGUAUUACUUGGAAAGGGCAGCUAUGGUUCAGGUGUUAGCUGCCAGUACUAACAAGGAACUAAGGGAAUUGGAUGAAAAAACAAUUAUUAUGACAUCUCAACAAAUUUGGAGCUCAUUACCGAAAUAUGCUACAAGUCAUCUAAAUUCAAUUAUUAGACAAUUAAGUAUUUCUUGUUCUGACUUUAAGAUAAAGUAAUGGUGUACAUGCUCUGUUUAUUUUAAAGUAUGUAAAUUCUUGUUUUAUAUCUAUUUGAAAUCAAGAGUUGAUUUUCUUAUUGGUAUAAAUUAUUACUAAAUAAUAUUUUACAGCUUUACAAUUGUUAAUAUAAUACCUUUAUCCAUUGUUAAAGUUUUUGAUUUGAAAUUCAAAAUAGUGAUUUUGAUGAUAUUUUAUGAAUAUUUCGAAUGAUAUUUUAUGAAAUUGUGCAAAUUUACAGCAAAAUAGAUAAAGAAAUCUAUUUUUUUAUAUAUUUUCUAUUGCUUUAUUGAUGUGUAUUUGUCAUGCAUAACAGGUAAAAUAUAAAUUUAAUGUCUUCAAACUCUAUUUAGUUUUUUUAAAAAAAUAUUUUGGUAAUUUAAGUUUGUUAGUAUUAAUAUUGUAAAUCUUUAAGACAUUUAUCAGAUUUAUUUGUGAAUCAAAUACAUUUAUUCUAUUUUUAUUAUUUAAGUUUCUUAUGGAAUCUACGAUUCUUUUCAUUAUUAUUUGGUCAAGAUUUUGAUUAUAUAAAUUGUAAUAAAUAGUUAAAAAUAUUCAUUGUUUAGACAUCAAAAUUUGAAAGAGAUAUCCCUAACUUAGCUGUUAAAAUGAUGCAUAUUUGAGUUAGUUAAUCAGUUAACAGUAUAUUGUUGAAUGUAUUGCUGACUAAAUUUUUUAGAUUAAAAAAAAAAUUAUCAAGAAAAAUUGACUGAAUUCAGGAAAGCAAAUAUAAAUAGGCUGAAGAUUAAAAAUAUUGUAUUUGAAUUCCCUAACAGUGUUGUUUAAAUAAUUUUGAUGAUAUUGAAACAUUAAAAAUUAGGUUAAUUUUGAACUUACACUUUGAUGCAUAAGUGAUAACUUGGAGAUUUUUAUCUAAAAAAAUGCACUAAAUUUAUAACUAGUAAUCUCAGUAACUAAAUUUUUUAAAACUCAUGAGAAUGAGAAGGUUCAGGGCAGAAAAUUGUAAAAGUUUAAGGGGAGUAUAAGUUUUCCCUCACUGUGUUGAAUAUAGGUUUGUUUGUUUAACAGUAAGAAGAAACCUGGUACUAGGCUAAGAUGAACAUAAAAGUAUUUUAUAUGAUUUUGAUGUGUGAAUCAUUCAGUUCUACUGAUCACACUCUAACAACUACAGGAUGGAAGAAGAAAACAGUUCUUCU
Parasteatoda tepidariorum (common house spider) is the source of this 2087-nucleotide messenger RNA. RefSeq lists its product as uncharacterized. Gene Ontology annotation, molecular function: actin filament binding. The record is from RefSeq and is a predicted model, not a curated record. Lineage: Eukaryota; Metazoa; Arthropoda; Arachnida; Araneae; Theridiidae. Gene Ontology annotation, cellular component: cytoskeleton.